This is a messenger RNA of Trachemys scripta elegans, 1024 nucleotides long. RefSeq names its product semaphorin 4G (gene SEMA4G). Gene Ontology annotation, molecular function: chemorepellent activity; semaphorin receptor binding. Gene Ontology annotation, biological process: semaphorin-plexin signaling pathway; axon guidance; negative regulation of axon extension involved in axon guidance. The record is from RefSeq and is a predicted model, not a curated record. NCBI's taxonomy places the organism in Eukaryota, Metazoa, Chordata, Testudines, Emydidae.
UCCGGCAGAAGGAACCUGCGCCGGCCCCGCCGCCCGCCGCCCGCCGCCCGGCCCCGGUGCGCAGCGACCCCCGCCAGCCCCGAGCCGGCACCGCGGGCAGCGCCACAGGAGCACGAUCGUGGUUUGCCGUGAGACACGCAGGAGCUGGUGGGGCAAUCUCCUGUGAGCUUGGCUCCCGUCCACUAGCAAAGAGUUUGUCGGCAGACCAACGACCUUGGUCACCCGGGAAGAUGAGAAGACGUAUGGCCUGGUACCUGUUGGUCCUGUUGGCGGCCGCGACAAUGGGCUACCCCUCUCGACGAUCCGCUGUGGACUUGGACGCGACCCCAAGGACGACGAUCACCUAUAAGGAGUUGUCCGACGUCCGGCGCUUCAGCAGCCACGCCCUGAACUACACCACCCUGCUGCUGGAGGACGAGAAGGGGAUCCUCUAUGUGGGAGCGCGAGGGGCCAUAUUCGCCUUAAACUCCAGCAACAUUGCCGACGGCUCCCAGAGGGAGAUCCGGUGGGAGGCAUCUCCGGAGAAGCAGAACGACUGCCUCCAGAAGGGCAAGAACAACAAGACCGAGUGCUUCAACCACGUCCGGCUCGUGCAGAGGCUGAACGACACCCACCUGUACGCCUGCGGCACCUACGCCUUCCACCCGCUGUGCGCGGCCAUCGAUGCCGACAGGUUCGUGCUGCCGCCCCACUUGGAGGAGGGCAAGGAGAAGUGCCCUUAUGACCCCGCCCGCGGCUACACCGGCCUCAUCGUAGACGGCGGGUUGUACACGGCCACGCGGUACGAGUUCCGCAGCCUGCCAGACAUUAGGCGCAACCUGCACCAGCGGCCCCUGAAGACGGAAGAGUCCCCUGUGCACUGGCUAAACGAUGCGGAGUUCGUGGCCUCUGUGCUCGUCCGGGAAAGCGAGCACAGCCCCGUGGGGGACGACGACAAGCUCUACUACUUCUUCAUGGAGCGGGCGGCCGAGGAGAGCGCCUCCUUUGACAAGAGCCAUGUGGCCAGGGUGGCCAGGGUGGCGCG